Teleopsis dalmanni is the source of this 1205-nucleotide messenger RNA. Its product is annotated as cysteine-rich hydrophobic domain-containing protein 2. The record is from RefSeq and is a predicted model, not a curated record. Lineage: Eukaryota; Metazoa; Arthropoda; Insecta; Diptera; Diopsidae. The transcript has 3 exons. Bases 581 to 1081 code for a protein of 166 amino acids.
UAUAUAAGUAUGUACAAAAUAGAUUGUGCAUCAUAAGUUUUCUUUGUUGGACGGGAACUAUUGCUUUUGGUGUAGCAACAACAAAAUAACACAACUAAUUAAUAAUUCACAAUAGUGUUCUAUUUACAUACUCUCUGUUAUUUUCAAUGAAACUCUUAUUUUUGUUUCUUUUUAAACUGUCACUCUCCUGCGCCAGCAGGUCUAACAAUAUUUGUAUUCCUUUUGUUAAAAUUUUAUAAAAUAAAUAUUUUUAUUACAACAUAUUUACAUGGAACAGUGGAAGUGAUGCUAUAACAUUUCGAGCAAUCAAAAGAUAUAUGUCAAUAUAAUUGAAUACAUUUUUUAUUAUAAUAUGCUUUUUGAAAUAAGAGUAGUGAGAAAAAAUUGUAACAGAAAAUACAACAAAGUCAACCUCGAAAUCAAUGCAAUAUUUUAAAAUAAAAAUUAUAAUAAUAAAAUUGUUAAACUAUGCAAAAUAUGUGUUGAUCUAACUCGACAGCGCGUAAUUGUUUGCUGAAGCGUUAUUACAUAUUUUUGAGAAAAAUUAAAUUUUGCAAAAAUUACGCUUCGUAAUUUACCAAUGUCAAUGGCAGACUUCGAUGCAAUUUAUGAAGAUGAACAGCUGGAGGAACAUUUCGAGGAUCAAACUGUGGCUCCAGUUCCGGAUCCUAUAGUAAUACGAGGUGCUGGUAACAUGACAGUGUUUGGUCUUAGUAAUCGGUUUAAUACAGAAUUUCCAUCUGGUUUAAUGUCGCGUGUUGCGCCGGAAGAGUUUAAGGCAACUCUAGGACGUAUCAAUAGCAUUUUGAAGAAAACCUUACCCGUAAAUGUAAAAUGGUUGUUUUGUGGUUGCGUUUGUUGUUGCUGCACCUUGGGUUGUUCACUUUGGCCUGUGAUUUGCUUAAGUAAACGGACUCAAAUAACUCUUGACAAAUUAUUAGAAUGGGAGAAUAGUCACCUCUACCAUAAGCUCGGUUUACAUUGGCGACUGCAUAAACAACAAUGUGACUCCAACUCAAUGAUGGAAUAUGUUGUCUUAAUUGAAUUUAUACCAAAAACACCGAUUUAUCGUCCAGAUUAGAGCAAAAUAUGGAGCAGUGAAAAUUAUGUCAAGCUCUAACGCAGUGCGUAGCUUUGGUGUAAUUAAUUUAAAUUAAUAACUUUGUUAGCAUAGAAAAAGAAUUAAAAUAAAAAAAAGUAUCUAU